Trichoderma gamsii is the source of this 1749-nucleotide messenger RNA. RefSeq names its product major facilitator superfamily transporter. Lineage: Eukaryota; Fungi; Ascomycota; Sordariomycetes; Hypocreales; Hypocreaceae. The record is from RefSeq and is a predicted model, not a curated record. Gene Ontology annotation, biological process: transmembrane transport. Bases 1 to 1749 code for a protein of 582 amino acids. The transcript is spliced from 2 exons. Gene Ontology annotation, molecular function: transmembrane transporter activity.
AUGGACGAAACCUGCGAGCUGGGCAAUCUGCAGGCUCCAGGCCGACUCCUACUCACAUCUAUCCCUAAGUUGACUGACGAGCAACCCCAAGCCGUUUCGCCGACCAAUCGAGUGCAGGACAAGGAGGCUCGGUCAGCAAGCUUCCGGACAUGGAGAUUCUGGGCGAUUAUUUCGGCAUUGACCAUCACUGGCCUUAUGUCUGCAAUUGAGGGUACCAUCAUAACGAGCGCGCUACCCACCAUCACAAACGCUAUGGGCGGCGGUGAUUCCUACAUUUGGGUUCCCAACGCCUAUCUCCUGGCACAGGUAGCCAUACUUCCCCUCGCUGGGCAAGCAAGCAAUAUCUUUGGUCGUCGUAAUCUCCUGCUGGGAUCCGUUGCCCUUUUCACACUCGGAGGCGGCCUCAGCGGCGGUGCCUCUUCGAUGCGAAUGCUGAUAGCGGCCCGAACAAUCCAGGGACUCGGCGGCGGAGGCAUCAACCUUUUGAUAGAGACAAUCGUGACCGACAUUGUCCCGCUUCGGGAACGCGGUCAAUACAUGGCCAUUGUGGGCAUCGGUGCUGUUGUAGGAGCCACCGUGGGCCCGUUUCUGGGCGGGCUGAUCACCGAUCAUGCUUCCUGGCGGUGGUGUUUCUAUAUCAACGUGCCCAUUGGCGCUGUCUCCUUCGUGAUCCUGUUUAUUUUCCUUCGCGUCAAAUAUGAGCGCGACCUGAGCUGGUCGGCACGCUUCAGGCGCAUUGACAUCUCUGGCAACGCCAUUUUCGUGGCCGCAAUUGCCUCCUCCCUGAUUGCGCUCACUUGGGGCGGCACCAUCUACCGCUGGAGCACCUAUCACAUCAUUGUGCCCCUUGUGUUGGGUUUUGUGGGCGUAUUGCUCUUCAUCGCUUUCGAAUGGACGCCGCGACUGUGUCCUGAGCCUUCUUUCCCACGAGAGAUUGUGUCAAAUCGCACUUCGGCAGCCGUUCUCAUCUUGACUUUCAUCCAUGCGAUCGUUGCAUACUGGGUAUACUACUUCCUGCCGAUAUACUUCCAAGCCGUUAAGGGCUUAACACCUCUACGCUCCGGAGUAAAUACGUUACCCAACGUGGCUGGCGGGCUUGUCUUCGCGAUUCUGGGAGGCGUCCUCCUCUCCAAGUUUGGCCGCUACAAGCCUAUCCACUUGGCUGGAUUCGCUAUUACCACUGCCUCCUUUGGUUUGCUCAGCAUACUUGAUGCCAACUCAAGCAACGCCGCGUGGGUAUGCAUACAGCUUCUAAAUGCCCUCGGCAGUGGCGCGCUCGGCGGUGUGCUACUACCUGCGGUUCAAGCGCCUCUGGAUGAGAGUUAUGUCGCCACAGCUACGGGUGUUUGGAGCUUUUCUCGCUAUUUCGGUUGUAUAUGGGGUGUUACUAUCCCGAGUGCUGUGUUCAAUAACGAGUGCCGCCGUCUCGCAAGCACCAUAAGCAACGCCGAAAUCGCCGGUAAUCUGUCUGGCGGGGGUGCAUAUCAGCAUGCCACAGGCGCCUUUUUGUCUAGCAUUGAGGAUCCAGAACUUCGCGCAGAGGUAGUCGGAGUCUUUACCGCAGCGAUGCGGGUGGUUUGGCUGGUGGGGAUUGCAUUUGCUGCAUUGGGGUUCCUGGUCACUUUCGUAGCGAAGGAGAUUAAACUUCGGGAGGAAUUGAACAAUAGCUUUGGCGUGGAAGAAAGCAAGCAUGUAUCAGUUUCCCCAAAGGAAGAUACUGAGGCGGUAUUAUCGUCUCAUUCAGUGUAG